Molecule: messenger RNA, 1072 nt
Organism: Esox lucius (northern pike)
Lineage: Eukaryota; Metazoa; Chordata; Actinopteri; Esociformes; Esocidae
Gene: hce2l2
Product: high choriolytic enzyme 1
Exons: 9
Coding region: 87-956 (289 amino acids)
Biological process (GO): proteolysis
Molecular function (GO): metalloendopeptidase activity; zinc ion binding
Source: RefSeq, a predicted model, not a curated record
ACCUCCCCAGAAGGCGCUGUAUAUAAGGCUUGAUGCCAGCCGUCAAAAAAGGUAGCGUGCGCUGAAGUCAACACCACCUGCUCUCCAUGAUGGACGUGACUGUGGCCAGCCUGCUGUGUGUGACGGUUCUGUACAGCUGCAGCACCUCGGCCACACCUGCCCAGCAUUACUCAGGGAUCUACAAAAGGCUGCCCAGAGGAUAUUCAGAUGACCGGAUCAUACGCAGUGAAAUGACCGCGACAGAUCAAAUAAUUGAGGCUAAUGAAUUACGAACUGCAGAGGUUCCAGAAGUCACCAGUUUCAGGGACGGAGAUAUCGCUGUGACCACCGGGGGGCGCUCUAAGGUGUGUUUCGCACGCAGCUGUCCAUGGUCCAAGUCAGUGGAUGGAUAUGUCUAUAUCGCCUACAGGCUCUCCCCGGAUUACAGCAGUCUUGACCAGAGGAUAAUAAAGGCAGGAAUGGACGAGGUUGAGACCGGCACAUGUGUGAGGUUUGUUCCCAGGACGCACCAGAGAGACUACCUGGACAUACAGCCUCUGUCAGGGUGUUGGUCGUACCUUGGGCAUCGUGGGGGCCGGCAGACCCUCUCCCUCCAGUCUCCUGACUGUAUGUGGUCUGGGGUGGCCUCCCAUGAACUCAUGCACGCUCUGGGCUUUGUGCACGAACAGUCCCGUGUCGACAGGGACAAGUAUGUCACCAUCAAAUGGGACAACAUUUUAAAGGGUCACCUAAAGAGCUUUGAGAUUUUCAAAACCAAUAAUCUGGACACUCCUUAUGACUAUGGCUCCAUCAUGCACUUCGGAAUGAAUGCAUACUCAGAAGAUGGGGAUCCUACCAUCGUUCCUAAGAGGAACAAGACCAUUAAGAUGGGCCAGAGGACCAUUCUUAGUGCCCUGGACAGGAUGAAAAUUAACAAACUCUACAACUGUGGUUGUUCUUGUACAACAGCCCUGUGAAGAUGGCUUCUGUUUUCUCUUUUGACAGAAAUCAAUGAGGACUAUUAAAGAAACAGUUAAACAUUUUCUGCUGAACACAAUCACUGCUAUCAAAUAACACAAUAAUAUCAAUUAAG